This is a messenger RNA of Parascedosporium putredinis, 4938 nucleotides long. Lineage: Eukaryota; Fungi; Ascomycota; Sordariomycetes; Microascales; Microascaceae. The record is from the annotation of a GenBank genome assembly.
AUGGCUAAUUACCAGGGAACGGAGAAUGGUGGUAUGUCGAGGGAUUACUGGAACGAGGCGUACGAAAAUCUCGACGGGGAGGUCAAAGAAAGGUUGGGUGAGCUGAAGAAAUCGUUUGACCAUGACACGAAGAAUGCGAUCAAGAAAUUGGAGAACAGAAUAUCGACGGCGGCGAGAUAUACGACGCUGACGCAAAUAGCGGAGAAUUUUAUUCACCUUAGCAUCACGUCAAAGGGGAGACUGCAGGCGCUUGCUCACGCGUCUCGUAGAGGGCUGGACGACCAGACCUUUGCUGAACUAUCGACUAUCCACGCGCAAAGCAAUACCGAAAAGAAUACACGAAGAAGGGAAAAAGCCGGAAAAGCUAAAGUCGACCUGUUUUCCCUUUGCUUCAUGCGCCAGGACCUCGCUGAGGAAAAGAAAUGGAAAUUCCAAUUCUUGAACGAAGCAUGCUCCGUCAAAGAACUAUGGACCUUUGCUCUCGACAAACUAGGCCGACUCAGCAAGGUUGCAAGGGUUGGAGAACCGCGCGAUGAGAGUGCGGGCAAGGCUUGGCCAUUCGUGGUCGCGCUCGAGUUUGCGAUCCAAGGGGAAAACGAAAUCGGCUCGAUCUUGAUUGGCAUCGAAAAGGUAGCUAGCGCGAUGCUGCGCUGCACGGCAUACGACAGCCUGCUUCGCGAACUUGUGGGCAUAUGUGGCACCGGGGACGCCAAGAACCUUGCCAAAGCCAUUGAAUCGUGCCUCCUUUCUACCUAUACACGCAUCUUGAAAUUCUUCCACGAGCCGGCCCUGGCUCUCAGCAAAAGUCGGCCUGGGUUGUAUGGGUAUACUCUCUGGAGUCUCGGGGACAUUAUCGCGUUGGAGAACGACCUUUUUCUAUAUGAGCAAGCCUUCUUCCAACGUGUGACCACGAGUUCAGUCUUCAGUCAGCGCAAUGUCAUCUCACGAGUUACGAGUCUUCUAAGCGACGUAUUUGGCGACGACUGGAGCUGGGUCCAGGGAGCCGACGUCAUGGUAAAGCUUCUUGGGGACAUGAUACGAGAUAAUAAGACGCUAGAGGGGAGCACAUACUCUCCGCCAAGCGGGAGGAAAUUCUCGACGAGUUGGACACUCAAAACUCAACAGUACGCGCGCUGGGAGGUAGCCAAAGCCCCCAGCCUUCUUUGGGUGAAGGGAAUCGCUGGAGCAGGGAAAACCAUCCUCGUGUCACGCAUCAUUGAUCACCAUAUUGCCCUCCGGAAAAAGGAUCCUUUGGUCAACGACUUCCAGCUGGCCUACUUCUACUGCAAACGGGACGCCAAGGAGAGGAGAUUCAGCCAAGCCAUCUUUCGCAGCUACAUUCGCCAGCUAUCUGCUAGACAUCAUCCUCUACCCGAAGCUCUGCGUCGAGCUUUUGCCGACAACCGCAAGCGAAAUUCGCCUUCCUCUGAGCUGACCUUUGAGCAGUAUCGCCAAGUUCUUCUGGAACUACUUCGACUGAGCAAAGCGGGGACGAUACUCGUCCUAGAUGCUUUGGAUGAAUGUAUCGGCCAUGAGCAGCAGGCGGUGGACAGUAGUGCGGAGCUGCAACAGGUGCUCCGGAUGUUUAAAGACCUUCUGAACUCAGGUCUUCCGGUACGGAUCAUCGUUUCCACCCGGUACACUUUCGAAAUCAAGACGGGACUAUGGAACCGGCAGCAGAUCGAGGUAACCUCGGACAAAAGCCACCAAGAUAUACUCCGAAUGGUAAAAGGAGCCAUCAAAGUCUACAACGCCAAGGCGAAAAAGAGGACGGCGAGGGGGCAACCGAGGGACAGCAUAUUGCCUGAUUGUGAGAAAAGGAUGUUGCAGGUUUUCGAUAAGAGGAGCCAAGGAAACUUCCAAUGGGCCGCGAUGCAUAUCAAGUAUCUAGUUGACGGCAUGCUCCAGGGCAGGUUCCGUGGUGUGGGCCCUAUGGAGGCGGAGCUGGGAACAUUGCCGCAAGACUUGGUCGAAGCGUACCACGGCGUUUGUGAACGGAUCAUUAUGCAAUCGGCCAAGGCACGGGACGACGCUUGUCGAGUUAUCCGUUGGCUUCUUGCACUGGGCGGCUCUUGCCCCGUGAGGGUUAUACUUGCGGCAGUUUGUCAAACUCUGGAGGGAACCGACGCCAAUCCCGUUAAGAAAAGGGAACGCUAUAUCCUCACUGUCUGCCAGAACCUGGUCAAAGUCGACGGAGACGUCUUGCGCUUCUCUCACUCGUCUGCGCAAGAAUACUGCGAAACGUAUCAGACUUAUCUGCCGAUUCAACGGCAAAAGCGUGCGGUUGAAAAUGUCCGGGAGAAGAGUGAUGAAUUGAUUGAAGAACUAUGGCAGUUUGCCAUCAGCAACUGGUACCGUCACUUCCAAUGGAUCACCAACGCGGAGGAAAAGACAAGCGUUGCAAACGUUGUCUUGGCGGCGCUGGCGAGCAACGCCCCGUGUACCGGUGCGGCAAAACUCUGGCUGUGCCGACAAGCUCAGUUAGCCGCCCGCAGCAGUCUUCGCUCCAACCGCGGCCCUGAAGUCAUACUGAGCCUGGAAUGCUGGCAGCCCGAGAGAAACGUCUUUUUCGGAUUGGAUAUCGUCCAAUCCGAACAAGACUCAAGGUCGGUCGCCAAGUAUCCGCCGGGGCAGUUCUGCGAUCACUCCAAAGUCCAGUAUCACCACUUGGUUCCGCUCUUCGCGCCAACCGAGUUAGCUAGAGCCACGUGGGUGGCGGCUACGAUGCCAACAAAGGAACCACUGCAGAUGCUUAUCAGCCAUGGGGCAAACGUGAAUAUCAACACGCCACUGGGGACGCCAUUAAUCCUCGCAACCAUGGAAGGCAGAGUCGAGAACAUGCGCCUCUUGAUUCAACACGGAGCCAACGUGAACACGGUGUGCAGGAAGUCGAAAUACGGAAACGCUCUGAUAUCGAGCUGCGCGCAAGGCAAUUUUGAGGCCAUGAAGCUUUUGCUGAGUGUCAAGGACAUAAUGGUCAACACGGUCGUCAAAACCAGCAAAUACUCGACUGCCCUACUCGCCGCAAUACGGAUGAAAAACAUACGAACCACAAGCUUACUGCUUGAGCAUGUGUCGGUCGACAUUUCAGUGGUUAAAAUGGCCCGUAGGGAAUGGGAAAGAUCCAUUACCAGCCAAACAACUGGUGAUCGAGAGAAUAUUGGAGGUUUAUGCCAGUCUCUGGUCGGGCUUCUCAUUCUCGAGCUUGUCCAUGAGAGACAUAUUUACGAAACCCACACAGCUUCCUCUCCAAGCGGUCAAAGCGGCGCUGUUGAGCCAGCCGCCGCCGAUGAUACAAACGAGGAACCAGAAUUGGGCAAUGACGCCGACUCUGACGGCUACGGAAGCGACACGAAUUCCACAGUCUACACCUGGGGGAGUGAGGGUAGUCAGGAUGGCAAAAGUGAAGGUUGGCAGAGUAAUGAAGAUAGCGACGAUUCCCAGGCCAGUGAUGUCCUCGACGACAUAGAUGGUCAAACGGAGAUGGAUUUCUCUGGGGCCAGUGACACUGCUGAGAUCGCCGUUGAAGUGGAGGUGGAGGAAGAAGAAACGUCCCAUUUCUAUGAAUCAGAAUCAGUGGAGGACUGGGAUCGCGUCGCAGAAACAGGUACCAUGUGCCUCCAGAAGCUGGGAAUAGCGAUGCAAACGUGCACGGUCGAAACGCGCUGGGAGUUGACCCGCGCGUUCGGGUUCAGCGACUACAGCGCGUGGACGGAUCUUUUAGUUCUCGCCGAGGAGGUGGAGAUCGAGGGCGCCUCAGACAGUCGCAUCGCCGACCUCGCAGAUGCAAACGUGGAGAUUGGCUCAUCGUCAGAGGAGGAAGAGGAGGGAGUUGAUGAGGAGCCAUAUAUGACAGCGCCGGAAGAUGAGGAACCAUCAGGAGAGGGGAUCGGGGAUUGGGUGGGGGCCAUAUCUACCAGAGCCGGAGCCGGAGAGCAAGAGGAGGAGGAACCACCGGAAGAAGCAGGUCAAGGAUUCGACGGAGAGCCAUAUAUACCGGAGCCGGAGCCGGAGGAAUGGGUAGACGAGGAGCAAGAGGUUAACGAUGGGCCUUAUCUAUCAGAGCAAGAGAAGGAUGAAUCAGAAGAAGAAGAAGGCCGGGGAUUUGACGAGGAGCCAUAUCUACCAGAGCCGGAGCCGGAGGAAUGGGUGGACGAGGAGCAAGACGUUAACGAGGAGCCUUAUCUAUCAGAGCAUGAGAAGGAUGAAUCGCCGGAAGAAGAAGACCAGGGGCUCGACGAGGAGCCUUAUCUACCAGACCCAAAGACAGAGGAGUGGCUGGGAGAGGAAAGUCACGAAUUUGAUGAGGAUUCUUACCUACCCGAGUUGCAAGGGGAAGAAUCGUCGGGAGACGAAGAUGAGGAAUCUGAUGACGAAUCGUCAGAAGAAGAAGACCAGGAAUAUUCUGGGGAACUUUAUCAACCAGAGUCAGGGGCGGAACAAUGGCCGGGAGAAGGAGGUCAGGAAUACGAUGGGCAGUCUUAUCAAUCAGAGCCGGAGGCAGAUGAGUCGUCGGGAGAAGAAGAUGAGGAAUCGGAUGAGGAAUCGUCGGAAGACGAAGGACAGCAAUAUUAUGGACAGUCUUACCAGCCGGAACCGGGAGUAGAGCAAUGGUCGGAAGCAGCGGACCAGCAAUAUUACGGACAGUCUUACCAGCAACAGCCGGAGGCGGAGGUCUCGUCUGAAGAGGAAGACGGGGAUUCUGAUGAGGAUUCGUCGGAGGAUGAAGGACAGCAAUAUUACGGAGAGCCUUACCAGCCAGAGCCGGAGGCGGAGCAAUGGUCGAGAGGAGGAGGCCAGGAAUAUUAUGGACAGUCUUAUCAACCAGAGAUGGGGGAGGAGGAAUCGGAGGAGGAUGAAGGACAGCAAUAUUAUGGAGAGUCUUACCAACCAGAGAUGGAGGAGGAGGAGGAAUCAGAAGAGGAAGGAUUGUGGUAG